This is a messenger RNA of Cydia amplana, 2570 nucleotides long. RefSeq names its product mucin-5AC-like. The record is from RefSeq and is a predicted model, not a curated record. The transcript is spliced from 6 exons. NCBI's taxonomy places the organism in Eukaryota, Metazoa, Arthropoda, Insecta, Lepidoptera, Tortricidae. Bases 127 to 2268 code for a protein of 713 amino acids. Gene Ontology annotation, molecular function: chitin binding. Gene Ontology annotation, cellular component: extracellular region.
GACAUGGGCGGAUAAGUUCUACGGGAGUCGCGCUCGGUGCUAUGAGGUAGCGCCCGGCAACCAUGCGGGCGGUCUUAUGUGCGCUCUAGCCACGCAGCCUCACCAGCGCAUACUAGAGAGAUUGAGAUGCGGCGGCAGGCUCGGAUCUCAUGCGGCGGCGCGCUGAUUGGACGCUCCGCCUCGGCGUUACAAGUAUGGCUGUGGCUACUGAUAUACGUAUUCCAAAACGAAUUUCGGAUAUCGAGGUCCAUAGAACCAGGAUACUUGGACUUCGACAACCUCCCCGAGACGAACUUCACGUGCGCUGGCAAGGUCAUCGGCGGCUACUACGCGGACCUCGAGACCUCGUGCCAGAUGUUCCACGUGUGCACCGUGGGCCAGCAGGAGGAGCCCAUGGACAUCAAGUUCCUUUGCCUUAACGGCACCGUCUUUGAUCAGGAGACAAGAGUAUGUGAACGGGUGGAUGAAGUAGAUUGUACAAAGUCUGAAAAGUUUUAUAGCUUAAAUUUAGAAUUAUACGGGAGUACACUAGCGCCACCUGUAAUACAGCCAGAACAAUCUAAACCUCAAGGAGAAACGACUGAACAAACAAACCAACAAACCAAACCAAGCAAAACGGCAAGCCCUGCGCCCGCUCCUGCAGCUGAGCCUGCACAAAGUGAAAAGACUCAUAUAAUACAAGCCGAGGUCGAGGAUUCAACGGAAGACCCUGUAUUAGAUACGAAAAAAGAAGAGCAUCAAAAUAAAAAUCAUUAUCUCCCAACUAGUUCUGGGUUUACGUCGCCAGAGCACGAAGAAGUCAUUGAAGAAAAUCAAGAAGAAGAUGAAUUCGAUAGCGAAAAUCCUGAUUAUGACGAUGAUUACUCCCCCUCUACAACAACUACUUUCACGCACGCUCCGACCACUAGCACAACAACAACGACUACUACAACAACUACUACUAGAAAGCCGCAACCUACUGCAACAUUUACACCAUCUUCUUUAUUUCACCACCAACUUCCUUCUGGACCAUAUUUGAAUCCCUCACAAAGCCCUCCGUUGUCGUCUCUGUCUCCUCCGUCACACGCUUCGUCGCUAUCUUCUGCGUCUGCGUCACCUACUUCUGAUCCCUCACUCCUGUCUCCACAAGAAUUUAUCUACCGACACCGAGGACCUGGUUCGGAAGCUAUUUCAUUUCAGCGCCAAAGUUUUCGCCCUGCCGACGGAGUUUUCAUAACGCAUGCUCCUCCUCAUCAGUUUGAUCAUUUCCAAUAUGAAUCUUCCCGUACCGCACCACGACCGGUACCUUUUGUACAGAAGCCUCAACCUUUUCGACCUACUACCUUAGAUCCCCGGGAUCAACUAUUGCGUCCUGGGCCAACUUCACAAUCAUCUGAACGCCACGAAAUGGCAGUGAAGCAUAAACAACAACCUCAAACUUACCUGUCCUUGCCGGCUCAGAGGCCUUUACCUUUUGAUCCAUUCUAUUAUGAACGUAAGAGGAGUGAUGAAUCAGUUGUACCAGAUAGCGAAUCAACUCUCUCUGCGCGAUCUGUUGCACCACCCCACGCGCCACAGAACAAGCCAAAAAGCCCACCGCGGGUUAUUGUCACCGCCAGCGCUUCGGUCAGCGAUAGUAACGGGAAGAGAUUAAACUACACUGUUGGCAACGUUGUCAGUGCAGUGAAACCAAUUGUGCCAAUAAACUACGACGACUACAAGGAGUCAGAUCUUAUAUUUGAUCCAUUCUUUCUCGAUGUGCCAAAAUUACAAAAACGAAGGAAGACUAGAUCGAAUCAGAAGAGAAGGAUAUUUACAGUCCCCGCGACCGCAACUGUGUCGUCUGAACUAGUAACUAAUAAUCAUGCUGUUACCAAGGCUUCAGUCACGUCUAGAGCUACAACUACAGACAGUAGGACAACUACCGUUCCCACCACCACUACUACUGCAGCCUGGAACCCAAACGAUUACGUCGAUGACAACUACGAACCGCACGCUUACGUUCAUUCUAUGCCUCCGCUCGCUAUUUUUCAUUAUGAAAGGCAAAAACAUGAUAAGCAUGAGGGAAAGCCUAACAAAGAUUCAGUAACGGUUAAAAACGAUAACGUUAAACAUGAUCAUCGUUUGGUGUUUGUGUCGAGGCCGACGUCGUCUGUAGCGCAGACAACCUCUAGUCAAAGCAUAGGCGCGGGCGCAGCGCCCCCCGCCGCGUCACCGCCGCCCCAGCCACCCCUAGAAGCGCCCACUUGCGCGUUUCCGGGUACCACUGACUGUCGGACCCAUGCCUAACUAUUUAGCUCAUAUUAGGUAGAUUAUUUAGAUAGACAAAUUUCAAAUUGUUCAAAUAUUAGUUGAUUCUAACGCGCAGUGAAACGGUUGUCGCAAACUAAUGACUAUCAUUUACGUCUCUUGAGACAGGGUCAACCAUUAAAUAUUAGAUUAAAAUAUUUAUAUUUUAUUGCUACAUCUACUUACGACUUCUGUAAAUAAAAAUGUAUUAUCCAAGUUGAUGGUGUCAAAAUAUAUUAAGCUAUAAUUAAAAAAGGAAAAUCUGUAAAUAUUUUAUAAAUAUACAUCAUGUUUCUGUACAA